UGGAGGGUUGUGGGGAAGUACAGCUGCUGGGGCUCCUGGUGCCCAGUUCUCGUUUCUCUGUGAUCCACGCCAAGAUGCCUUCCUUGCUUGGUUUAAAGUGUUUGGGGAAAUUGUGCAGCGCUGAGAAAAUCAAAGUCACCUCGUCUGACAGAAGCAGCUCCAGGGGCUCACUCAGGAGGAGGCUGGUGCUCACGGGGAGCCCCGCCCCCGCCCACGGGUGUGCCACUGUCACCCACCUGCUGUAUCUGCACCCUGAGGUCUGCUGCACGUCCGAGCAGUUGUUUAACAGCCCUGGUCCUCUGGUGGCCCACGCUCAGGACCCUCACCACUCCUCCGAGAAGCCCGUCAUCCACUGCCAUAAGUGUGGGGAACCAUGCAAGGGCGAAGUGCUCCGGGUCCAGACCAAACAUUUCCACAUCAAAUGUUUCACCUGCAAAGUGUGCGGCUGCGACCUGGCCCAAGGUGGCUUCUUCAUCAAGAACGGGGAGUAUCUCUGCACCCUGGACUACCAGAGGAUGUACGGGACACGCUGCCAUGGCUGCGGGGAGUUCGUGGAAGGAGAGGUGGUGACCGCCCUGGGCAAGACCUACCACCCCAACUGCUUCGCCUGUACCAUCUGCAAGCGCCCGUUCCCGCCCGGAGACCGCGUCACGUUCAACGGGAGAGACUGCUUGUGUCAACUGUGUGCCCAGCCGAUGUCCUCCAGCCCUAAGGAAGCCUCCUGCUCCGGCAACUGUGCAGGCUGCGGGAGAGAGAUCAAGAACGGGCAGGCGCUGCUGGCGCUGGAGAAGCAGUGGCACUUGGGCUGCUUCAAAUGCAAGUCCUGCGGGAAGGUCCUCACCGGCGAGUACAUCAGCAAGGACGGCGCUCCUUACUGCGAACAGGACUACCAGGGGCUCUUCGGGGUGAAAUGUGAAGCCUGUCACCAGUUUAUCACCGGCAAAGUCCUGGAGGCAGGUGACAAACAUUACCACCCCAGCUGUGCGCGAUGCAGUCGAUGCGACCAGAUGUUCACAGAAGGAGAGGAAAUGUAUCUUCAAGGUUCUACCGUUUGGCAUCCCGACUGUAAGCAAUCUACCAAGACGGAGGAAAAGCUGCGGCCGCCAACCAUUCGGCAUUCUUCCUCCGAUUUCUUUUAUCCCAAAAGUCUGAUCCGACGCACAGGACGGUCUCCGUCGCUGCAGCCGACCAGGACAUCCUCUGAAAGCAUUUAUUCCAGACCAGGCUCCAGCAUCCCUGGGUCCCCCGGUCACACGAUCUAUGCAAAAGUGGACAAUGAAAUCCUCGAUUACAAGGAUUUAGCAGCCAUUCCCAAGGUCAAGGCUAUUUAUGAUAUUGAACGUCCAGAUCUUAUCACCUAUGAGCCUUUCUACACUUCGGGCUAUGAUGACAAACAGGAGAGACAGAGCCUGGGGGAGUCUCCAAGGACUUUGUCUCCUACCCCAUCUGCAGAAGGUUACCAGGACGUGCGGGACCGGAUGAUCCACCGGUCCACCAGCCAGGGCUCCAUCAACUCCCCCGUGUACAGUCGCCACAGCUACACUCCGACCACGUCCCGCUCUCCCCAGCAUUUCCACAGACCUGGCAAUGAGCCGUCCAGCGGCCGGAACUCCCCUCUCCCCCACCGGCCAGACAGCCGCCCUCUAACUCCAACUUACGCUCAGGCCCCUAAACAUUUCCAUGUUCCAGAUCAAGGAAUCAACAUUUACCGAAAACCACCCAUCUACAAACAGCAUGAUGCAGCUGCCUUGGCAGCCCAGAGCAAGUCUGCAGAGGACAUCAUCAAGUUUUCCAAGUUCCCAGCAGCCCAGGCUCCAGACCCCAGCGAGAUCCCAAAGAUUGAGACGGACCACUGGCCCGGUCCCCCCUCGCUUGCCGCCGUAGGAGCUGACCCGAGGCGCCGAUCUAGUGGCAGAGAGGAGGACGAGGAGGAGCUUCUGAGACGCCGGCAGCUCCAGGAAGAGCAGUUACUGAAGCUCAACUCGGGCCUGGGGCAGCUGAUACUGAAAGAAGAGAUGGAGAGGGAGAGCCGGGAGAGGUCGUCCCUGCCGGCCGGCCGCUAUGAUUCGCCCGUCCACUCAGCUUCACACGCUGUGUCGUCGAAAACCUCCUCUCUCCCCGGCUACGGGAGGGACGGGCUGCACCGGCCCGUUUCUACAGACUUUGCCCAGUACAACAGCUACGGGGACGUCAGCGGGGGAGUGCGAGACUACCAGACGCUCCCAGACGGCCACAUGCCUGGCAUGAGGAUGGACCGAGGAGUGUCCAUGCCCAACAUGUUGGAACCAAAGAUAUUUCCAUAUGAAAUGCUCAUGGUGACCAACAGAGGGCGCAACAAAAUCCUGAGAGAUGUGGACAGAACAAGGCUGGAGCGCCACCUAGCGCCAGAAGUGUUUCGGGAAAUCUUUGGAAUGUCCAUACAGGAGUUCGACAAGUUACCUCUUUGGAGACGCAACGACAUGAAGAAAAAAGCAAAGCUCUUCUAAGCCCCACUCGUAGACAGCCAUAGAAACAGGACUAACGACGGCGGUGCCCCACUGGAUGUUGUGUGAAGGCUUACUCUUGACUGGAGAAUUUGCAAUCGACUGUCCCUCCGCAACAACCAGAAGGGAAAAAAAUCUGAUGAAAACACCCAUGAGCCAAAUAUCGGGCCAACCAGUGGCAACGCUUGCCAAGAAGCAGUGGGGCAGAGAUUUCUGUGUUGCCACACUCGACAGUAGCGUUCACAUGUGACCUUUUCCCAUCACCUUGUGCACACGGCAGGAUCUCUUCUUUGUCUCCCUUUAACUGUUGUCCAACGCUAGUGCUGACUGCACAGACACGAGCCAGCAAGUGCCCUUAGGAUGCCGCGGGGGAAAAAGCAGCUGCCGUAAUUCCAAAGUCUGGAUGUAUUUAUUAUGGAGCCGUGUGGCUGGGAAGGAGGCGCCGGGGGACACACCCAGGGGGCAGCCGCCAUUUGCACCCACCUCUGCACCUGGCCCCCGCAGGUCCCCGCCAGCAGGGUGGGAACCCGAGUGGGAACCCCGCGGCUCUGCUCACGUGGGCUGAGGAGCAGCCCCAGGCAUUGUUAGCAAGCUCCUCGUCUCCUGUGGGCCAGGACCCGGUUCGCAAAUUACUUAGGCAUUAUUAAAAAAACAGACUUUGUUUUACGAGAAAAAGAAGGUCAAGGAAUGAAAGGACGAGCUCCCUCCGCUCUUUUUCGGCUUCAGAUGGUGGGAUUUACGCCCCACCAAGGACGGGAGCUGUCUCUGGUCCCCUCUUUACAAAGAAAGAAAAGGGAAAAAUUGUCUCCAGGUUGGCACAGGUGCAUGCUGUUAGGUGAUUUGGGCCCAGGGGCCAUGGCACUCUUGG
Molecule: messenger RNA, 3351 nt
Organism: Molossus molossus (Pallas's mastiff bat)
Lineage: Eukaryota; Metazoa; Chordata; Mammalia; Chiroptera; Molossidae
Gene: ABLIM1
Product: actin binding LIM protein 1
Exons: 24
Coding region: 75-2486 (803 amino acids)
Biological process (GO): cytoskeleton organization; lamellipodium assembly; cilium assembly
Cellular component (GO): stress fiber; actin cytoskeleton
Molecular function (GO): actin filament binding
Source: RefSeq, a predicted model, not a curated record